UCUUGUCUCAACAGAUAAAGCUGGUGUUUGCUUUAACACUCCCAGCAGUCAUAGGUGUGUUUUCAUGCUGCUGAAUCCUGAGUCUGGCUGGGGGAUGCUGGUAGUUCAGGCAGCAGAGGAGUCAGUCAUGGGACGACAGCCAGGCUGGACCAAGCCAGGUCCGUGUUGGCGCUCUGUUCAGUGUCUGACGUGGUCCUUUCAGCAUUUUGCUGACGCAGUAUACUCCAUUCAUAAUCGAACGGCCUGGAGGCUCUCCCUCUCCCUGUAUAUGCACACACAGGCCAUCCGGGUACUUUUUGGGGGUACAGCUAACUGGCAAGCAAACCUGCAGUCUGCCUUUUAUAAAUUACUGGCAUUGUUUGAGAAAGACAAGCAUGCAACAACUGGGUCAUGACUUGCCUCGGUGCCGCAGUUCUGUAACUCUCCCACGAUGAUUGUGAUGGUGGGGUUGCCAGCCAGAGGGAAGACGUACAUCUCCAAGAAGCUCACUCGCUACCUGAACUGGAUCGGAGUGCCUACAAAAAUGUUCAACGUGGGCCAGUACCGCAGGGAGGCUGUCAAGAUCUAUAAGAACUUUGAGUUCUUUAAACCAGACAAUGAGGAGGCCAUGAGGAUCCGCAAGGCCUGUGCAGCAGCCGCCCUCAAAGACGUCGCUGCCUACUUCUCAAAGGAACAGGGACAAGUAGCCGUAUUCGAUGCUACCAACACCACCAGGGAGAGGAGGACAGUCAUUUUGAGUUAUGCAAAGGAGAGAGGCUACAAAGUGUUCUUUGUGGAAUCAAUCUGUGAUGACCCAGAAAUCAUUGCAGAGAAUAUUAAGCAAGUAAAAUUUGGGAGUCCAGAUUACGUGGAUCGUAACGUAGAUGAGGCUAUGGAAGACUUUGUCCAGCGCAUUGACUGUUACAGGGCCAGCUACAUGCCUAUAGACGAUGAGAAGGACAGGAAGCUCUCCUACAUCAAGAUCUUCGACGUGGGCAGUAGAUACCUGGUGAACCGGGUGCAGGACCACAUUCAAAGCAGGAUAGUCUACUACCUGAUGAACAUCCACGUCACACCGAGAUCCAUCUACCUGAGCCGCCACGGAGAGAGCGAACUCAACCUGUCAGGUCGCAUCGGGGGAGACUCAGGCCUCUCCCCUCGAGGACAGAAGUAUGCCAAUGCGUUGGCGGCCUUCAUCCAUGGUCAGAACAUCAGAGAGCUGAAGGUGUGGACGAGCCACAUGAAGCGGACCAUCCAGACUGCAGAGGCUCUGGGAGUCCAGUAUGAACAGUGGAAGGCCCUCAACGAGAUAGACGCCGGUGUAUGUGAGGAGCUAACCUAUGAGGAGAUUCAGCAGAAUUUACCACAAGAGUUUGCACUAAGAGACCAGGACAAGUAUCGUUAUCGUUACCCCAAGGGUGAGUCCUAUGAGGACCUUGUCCAUCGUCUAGAGCCGGUGAUAAUGGAGCUGGAGAGGCAGGAAAACGUUCUGGUUAUCUGCCACCAAGCUGUUUUUCGCUGCCUGCUGGCCUACUUCCUGGACAAACCUGCAGAUGAGCUGCCUUAUCUCAGAUGCCCCCUCCACACAGUGCUCAAACUCACACCAAUAGCUUAUGGCUGUAAAGUUGAGUCGUUUUUCCUCAAUAUUGAAGCAGUCAAUACACACCGAGAGAGGCCAGUGUCUUUGCUGUCGUUGCAGAAUGUCGACGUCAACAGAAACCCUGAGGAUGCUCUGCAGACUGUUCCUGACCACAUAUAAAUGCUGGUUUUAUGAGAGAAAGGUCACAAUCAUGUAAAGCGGGAUGUGUUGCUACUUGUUAGCUUCACUAAAUGUUAGAGAUGCACUCCAGUUAAAGGUUGAUUGUGUGAAAGCAGAAAGACGAUGGGGCUUUGAGGCAGGGGAAGACUAGAUGGUAGAAAUGGGACAAGGUUGUGGAAACAUUACUCCAGAAGCACACGAACUCCUGCUGCACAGGACAGGACAUGGCUCAUACAGGAGCUUCUGUUUGCAACAUGACUGUGAAAUGUUGUCUUAUCUGACUACAGUUUAAAAGUUGUUUACAAAUGAUACAGAGAGAAAAAAGAAUGCAUAAUAUUCAGGGAUCCCGCGGGGUCUUAGAAGUUUAAAAAAACGUCUUGGCAUUAAAUUUCAUCCUAUGUGGUAUUGAAAAUGUCUUUAAAAGUCUUACAUUUAACGUGGAGAACCCUGGGGGUACCCUGACAUUAUUUUGAGGUUAAGAGGAAAUUAUGUAAAAAAACAAAAGAUUAUGUAGGGAGGUUGUUAGUGUAACUGCUGCCCAGAUAAUAUGUUGUUGAUAAUCUAAGUAUAAACAUGCGAACCAGUACCAUGGACAGCACCCAAACAAAGAAAACAUGUUGUAGAUUUUGACUGUAACGUUUGAAAUGUAGAUAAGACGCCAAACUUUAGGUGGGUUUGAAUGAAAUAAUGUAAAUAAAUAAAUAAAUAAAGGAAACAGA
This is a messenger RNA of Sander lucioperca (pikeperch), 2457 nucleotides long. It is a transcript of the gene pfkfb1, whose product is annotated as 6-phosphofructo-2-kinase/fructose-2,6-biphosphatase 1. The coding region runs from base 431 to 1738 and encodes 435 amino acids. Gene Ontology annotation, biological process: fructose metabolic process; fructose 2,6-bisphosphate metabolic process. Gene Ontology annotation, cellular component: 6-phosphofructo-2-kinase/fructose-2,6-biphosphatase complex; cytosol. The transcript is spliced from 14 exons. Lineage: Eukaryota; Metazoa; Chordata; Actinopteri; Perciformes; Percidae. Gene Ontology annotation, molecular function: fructose-2,6-bisphosphate 2-phosphatase activity; 6-phosphofructo-2-kinase activity; ATP binding. The record is from RefSeq and is a predicted model, not a curated record.